Messenger RNA from Paraglomus occultum, 536 nucleotides. The record is from the annotation of a GenBank genome assembly. NCBI's taxonomy places the organism in Eukaryota, Fungi, Glomeromycota, Glomeromycetes, Paraglomerales, Paraglomeraceae.
GGGCCAGAGGUUCGAAUCCAUCCCGGAAAUACCCAAGAAAUUUUUUCUUUACCGGAAGCUGCAAGGGAAUUCAGUUUUCAAGGACUAGCCACUGGAUUACGAUCCUGAGUGGUGAUGGAAUACGUUCCGCUGGGAUUUUGGCUAGCUACUGGAUUACGAUCCUGAGUGGUGAUGGAAUACGUUCCGCCGAAAUCCGUCCAUAUGAUUACAGCUCGGGAUUGUUAAAUGAUUCAAAUCCUGGCGGACGUAUCCAUGGUUUCUGGGCAGGUAUUUUUGCAGAUGAAAAAGCGGAAUUUAAAAAGAAAGUAGUUGAUGCAAAAUCGGAUAAAUGCUUGAUCAUGAAUAAGAGGUCUCUUGAUGUCUUGAAAGAGACGGUAGUGGAACAUAAUGAAGCAUCAGUAAUAUUGGCUGACUUAGCUCGUGACGGACAGGAUGUCAGAAAAAGAAGAAAGCAGUAUCACCAGUUGGAUGGUAGUCCAAUGAUAUAUCCAUCGAAGGGGAAAAUCCAUUCAUUGAGGAGGAGAAAAAUAUCAUAA